Astyanax mexicanus (Mexican tetra) is the source of this 3998-nucleotide messenger RNA. It is a transcript of the gene zbtb40, whose product is annotated as zinc finger and BTB domain containing 40. Gene Ontology annotation, molecular function: protein binding; DNA-binding transcription factor activity, RNA polymerase II-specific; RNA polymerase II cis-regulatory region sequence-specific DNA binding. Gene Ontology annotation, cellular component: nucleus. The transcript is spliced from 14 exons. Bases 135 to 2924 code for a protein of 929 amino acids. Gene Ontology annotation, biological process: regulation of transcription by RNA polymerase II. The record is from RefSeq and is a predicted model, not a curated record. NCBI's taxonomy places the organism in Eukaryota, Metazoa, Chordata, Actinopteri, Characiformes, Acestrorhamphidae.
UAGUGCGCAGGGAAACACGCAUGCGCAGAAGCACCCUCGCCAUGUUUGAAAUGAAUCUUUAUUGCGGAGCUGUUUGGCCUUUGGAGGAGUUUAAAUAAAGAGCCGGAUUAUUUGAAUAACACUGAAGGUGUCUGAUGGAGCUGCCGAACUACAGCAGGCAGCUGUUGCAGCAGCUGCAGGCUUUGCGGAAAGAGGGCCAGUUCUGUGACUGCACCAUUCUGGUGGAGGGCGCCGCCCACCCGGCCCACAAGGUGGUCCUGGCUGCUUCCAGCCUGCUCUUCAAGUCUCUGCUUGAGAGCUCUGACAGCAUUUCCAUCGACUCGGCCGUGGUGACGUCCCAGGAGUUCUCCUCGCUGCUGGACAUGGUCUACCUGGGCAGGCUGCCCCCAGGCAAGCACAACUUCACCCGGGUCAUCGCAGCCGCAGACAGCCUGCAGAUGUUUGACGUGGCUGUCGGCUGCAAGAACAUUCUCAAUGACUUGGUGAAGCUGGUCCAGCCCAAUGGCGCUCAGGGUUUAAAGGCAGAACAGGCAGAUCUCCAGGUGAAUGAUCCUUCAGGUGAGAGGGGCGGAGCAGCUGAGCUAGGUUCUUCUUCUUCUUCUGAAAGAUGUUCAGGUCUUGCUGUAGAAGAGGGUGUGUCUGACUCUGCUGGGGUUUCUGAGGACGGUGUGGAGAACACAGAAGAAAUGAUGGGGUCAGAUGAUCUGAAGAGCAAUAAGAAGAGUGGAACAGCCAGUGGAGGAUCUUCUGAUAUUGAUGAGGGCACUGCAGAGCUGCUUUCUCAGAAGCGAGAUGAGAUCCUGAAAACUCUGCAGCACGUCCAGCCGUGGAUUAAAGCCCUUCGCACCUGGGAUGCUCUCCCCUCUACACACCGACAGAUCAUUCUGGAAUGUUUUGAGGGAGAUGAAGGGGUUGAUGUGGUGUUCCAGCGUCUGGUGAAUCGACUUAAAGACGAGCGAAAUCUCUCAGCUCAGACUUUCCUCACACUGCUGGAACAGGUUAAGAGCCUAAAGCUUGAUCUGGAUGAAAUGAUGGUGGAUCAGACUGGUCCAGAACUCAAAGUUCAAACUCAAGUGGACGUCUUAUUAAAGCACAGAGAUCUGAUUCUGGAGACGUUCAGUGGCAUCACUGAUCUGGAAGGAGCAGCAGGCUGUUCCGACAGUGAUAACGAUGACAUCAGUGAGUUUCUGCAGAGCUGUCGGGGGACUGACGGUGUAGCGGAGUCCAUGCAGCAGGUUCUGGACAGAGUGUUGAACAGAGACGUGCAUCAUGUACCGCAGCUUUGCCGCCUGCUGACCAUGAGUCAACAAAGCUUCCCUCAGCUCUCCCUUCUGACUGAGGAGCUCAACCAAGCAGAUCUCAUCACACCUUCUCAGGAUGCAGGCUCUGAGAAGGAGGAGGAUGAGGAGGAGGAGGAGGAUGAAGGAGAUAGCAGACAGACUGCGCUACAGAGGAAAGGUGUGGCUGUUUCCUACAGCUGUGAUUGGUGCAACAAGAGCUUUGACUUUAAGUGUCGUCUGCUGAGGCACAGGAAGCGAUGCGCGAUGUCUCCAGGUAAAGCCCAGCACUGCACUGACUGUUCCCAGGUCUUUCCCUCCCUGACUGCCCUACAGCAGCACUGCAGCCAGGCCCACGGCGCCCCCUCUGCCAAGAAGAGGAAAACGCAGCCAGUAGCCUGUGAGCUCUGUGGAAAAACCUUUAAACACCCCUCAGGUCUGCUGUACCACAAACGGACCGAGCAUUUGGAGGAAAGGCCGUAUGUGUGUGAGGAAUGUGGAGCCAAAUUUUCUGCCAACUCCUCACUGAAGAACCACAUGCGUCUGCACACUGGAGAGAAACCCUACCAGUGUAAACACUGCGACAUGAGCUUCACCGUGGCCGCCGCGCUGUCUUACCACACCAAGAAGAAGCAUGCAGAAGGUAAAAUGUAUUCCUGUCAGUACUGCUCGUCUACGUUUGCGCAGUCCAUCGAGCUGACUCGCCACGUCCGAACGCAUACCGGCGACAAACCGUACGUAUGCAGGGAGUGUGGAAAAGGAUUCAGGCAAGCCAACGGACUCUCCGUACACCUGCAGACCUUUCACAAUGUUGCAGAACCCCACGACUGUCAGAAGUGUCGGGUGAGUUUCGGUUCGCUAGACGAACUCCGCGAGCACAUCCAGGAGGUUCAUCCUAAAGAACUGCACCAGUGCCCUGAAUGCAGCCGGAUCCUCAGCACUGCAGCUCAGCUGGAGAAGCACAUGAGCAUCCAUGACGGCAGCAAACCCUACAGCUGCAAGAGUUGCAACAAAUCCUACCAGACUCUCUCAGGUUUAUGGUACCACAAUCGCACCACCCACCCAGACGCUGUCACGACGGAGGGCAGCAGAUCACUCUCGCCCAUACUGCGCUGUAAAAUCUGCGACAAAGCUUUCUGCAACAAGAGCAGCCUGUUCAAACACCACAUAACCAAACACCCAGAAACCCGCUCUGCUGCUGAAGGCUUGGGUGAGAAGGAGGCACAGGCAGUUGAAGGCUUGCUGUGGAGGUGUGUGUACUGUGGAUGUGCAGCGAGCAGUGAGGAGGAGUUGCAGCAGCAUGUGUCCAGCGAGCAUGUGAGCCAGCAGGGGUCCGUGUUUGGCUGCGUGGUCUGUUCGCUGACCUUCUCCUCUGAAUCUGAGUUUCAGCACCAUUUCCUCACCACACACCUGCAGGUCAUCCAGGAGGAAGAGCCCACACAAAUGGUGAUCCACACACAAGAUACCUCAGCUGUAGGGGCGGAGCAAAUUUCCGAGCUGGACCAGUCGCAGAUGGACUGCUCUCAGCAGGUGUUUGUUGCCCUGGGCGAUGGUGGGGAGUCGGCGGCUGGCUCGGAGAUCGUAGCCGUCAAUAUGGAGGACCUGCUGACGGGCAGAGUCACACUGAUCUGCGAGGAGAAUCAGUAGGGUUGUGUUUCUGCACCACGGCUGGUCUGUUGGUCUCCACAUAGCAGAUGCUACAGCAAACUGAUCCCAAACCAAAUCUUCAAUCUGCCGUGUUUCAUUCCCGCCCUCAGCUUCUUCAGCAGGCGUAUUUAUUUAUAGACUGUGGGACUGAUCACACACACAAAUCACGUCAAACUGAGAGAAUAGCAUCAUCAAACACUACAAAAGAUGCUGUUGACAUGAUGCUGUGAGUGACAGCAUCUGAAAUGAUGUGGGCAGUACAGCUAAUAUUUAAUAUUUCUCACUAAGGCACUCUGUGUACGAAUAUUGUUAUGUAAAUUACUUAGAGGAGUCAAAAUUAUGGAACAACUGCAGAGCCUGCAGAGGAAAGUUUGAUAAUUUUAUUAGAUUACAGCUGUUUAUUUUAAGGAAACAUUCCUAGAAAUAGGCAAUAUAAGAUUGCUUAUAAUUGAAGUUGCAUUUACAUGGAAAUACAGCUCUGGAAAAAAAUUAAGAGGCCUCUUCAGUUUCUGAAUCAGUUUGUCUGAUUUUGCUAUUUAUAGGUAUAUAUUUGAGUAAAAUGAACAUUGUUGUUAGAAUUACUGACACCAUUUCUCCAAAAUUCCAAAUAAAAUAUUGGCAUUUAGAGCAUUUUUUUGCAGAACAUGAGAAAUGGCUGAAAUAACAAAAAAGAUGCAAAAAAUAAUGCAAAGAAAUGAAUGUGUCAGAAAUCAAUAUUAGGUGGAAUUACCCUGGUUUUUAAUCACAGUUUUCAUGCAUCUUGGCAUCAUGUUCUCCUCCACCAGUCUUACACACUGCUUUUGGAUUAAUUUAUGCCUUUACUCCUGUUGCAAAAAAAAAUUCAAGCAGUUCAUCUUGGUUUGAUGGCUUGUGAUCAUCCAUCUUCCUCUUGAUUAUAUUCCAGAGGUUUUUAAUUUGGUAAAAUCAAAGAAACUCAUCAUUUUUAAGUGGUCCCUUAUUUUUUUCCAGAGCUGUAGAUUAAUUGAUUAAACAGCAGACUAAACACACUCUCAUCAGAUCUUAUCUACAUAAUAAUGUAAACCUACACAAUUAAAUAAAUAAUACUAUAAUCUA